AUGGGUGGUUUGGACAGUUCCUUCUCGGCGAUCAACCUCGACGAGCCGGAACCGUGGUCAAACAGGCGAUCCGUGAUCCUGGGCCUCAUUAUCACUUUUCUGAUAGCUUCUUGGAUUUGUGUCUUCGGUCGACUCUAUACACGUCUUAGAAUAGUCAGGGAACCCGGAUGGGAUGACUUGUGUGUCGUAUUCUACGUGAUCUUUACGACCAUUGGCAGCAUUUCCGUGUGCCUCUCGGUGAACUAUGGAUUGGGUCAACAUUUCAUACUGCUGAGCCUCGACCAAAUAUACAGCUAUCUGAAAGUAUUCUACGUCAUGAAUGCCUCUUAUUGCACGGCAACAGCAUUCAUCAAGGAAGCCUUACUGCUUCAGUAUCUCCGGGUCUACGGUCGUGGCAAUGUCAUGUACUACUUUACUCUCUUUACGGCGAUAUUUACCGCCAUGUGGGGAUUCGCCUACUCGUUCAUUGCCUGGGUACCCUGUUUGCCGGUGAACCAUUUCUGGGAGGCACCACCUAACGCGAGAUGCUACGGAUACGGAUCACCUAUCCCUGAACAAUUUGUUGGCACCUACGAAAGUCACACUGCGAUCAAUAUGGUUCUCGACUUCAUUGUGCUUAUAAUUCCGCUACCACUGCUGUUCAAGGAAGGUACAGGAUUGAAACAGAGGAUGCGGAUACUGGGUCUACUAUUCAUGGGUUCUCUAGUCAUCAUGCUCGCGAUCUGGCGACUGGCAACUAUCAUCGAACACCAAGCCGGAUAUUGGCCAACCCACGACCCAACCUGGUACGGUUCGAUCAGCAUCAUCCUGGCGGUCCUCGAAGUGGACAUGGCGGCCAUCUGUGCAAGCAUACCGAUCUUUUGGCCGGCGCUCGAGGCCAGAUGGGGCAGCAUAUUCAUCACGCAGGAGAUCAAGAUCACGCGCGAGGAGCGCUUCAUCGACGACGAAGAUGACCGCAUGUCCCUACACCCCAACAGCCGCAGUCGCACCGGCAGCGACGUCGAGCUCAAACGCACCGAGAGCAUGCAGUCGGGCUCGAAGGGCGACAACACGCACUACAACGACAUGUUCAUCAUGAGCUCGGUCGACCCGCUUCGCAGCCCGACGUCCGGCACAUCGAGAACCCAAGCCGUGGUGAGGAGCGACAGCACAAGAAAUAAGGGCAAGAAGUGGCAUCUGUGA
This is a messenger RNA of Neoarthrinium moseri, 1182 nucleotides long. RefSeq lists its product as uncharacterized. The record is from RefSeq and is a predicted model, not a curated record. The coding region runs from base 1 to 1182 and encodes 393 amino acids. The transcript has 5 exons. Lineage: Eukaryota; Fungi; Ascomycota; Sordariomycetes; Amphisphaeriales; Apiosporaceae.